Molecule: messenger RNA, 369 nt
Organism: Microdochium trichocladiopsis
Lineage: Eukaryota; Fungi; Ascomycota; Sordariomycetes; Xylariales; Microdochiaceae
Exons: 3
Coding region: 1-369 (122 amino acids)
Source: RefSeq, a predicted model, not a curated record
AUGUCUUCCGAGCAAGCCCAAAAUGCGCCGGUGAAGACGCAAGACGAGACUGCGGUGCCAGCACAAGGCAUGCGCAGGAACGGCAAGCAAUGGCACGCCCCCAGAAAGGCCUUCCGCCCGGCGUCGGGGUUGACUUCAUUCGCGAAGCGCACGCAGGCGCGCGCCGAACUGGCCGCCACCAAGGCGAAAGAGAAGGAGAUGAAGGAUGAGAAGGAGGCAGAGCGUCAGAGACGAGUACAAGCGAUCAAAGACAAGCGCGAGGCCAAGGCUGAGAAGGAGCGAUACGAGAAGAUGGCUGCGACGAUGCACAAAAAGCGGGUUGAGCGCCUGAAGCGCAAGGAGAAGCGCAACAAGCUCAUCAACUCUUAG